Molecule: messenger RNA, 3956 nt
Organism: Myodes glareolus (Bank vole)
Lineage: Eukaryota; Metazoa; Chordata; Mammalia; Rodentia; Cricetidae
Gene: Fbrs
Product: fibrosin
Source: RefSeq, a predicted model, not a curated record
AUGGCACUCACACCCCUACAGCGGCCUGGGGGCCUGAGACGGCGGCGGCCCCGACCCAGGCCUCGACCCCCGAGACCGCGAGCUCGGAAGCGGCCUGCCGGGUCGGGCAGCCGCGGAGAAGAAGAGGAGGAAGAGGAAGAGGGGCCCGCAGACGACGGGGAAGCCGAGGAGGAGCCCGAGGAGGAGGAAGAAGAGGAGGAAGACUUGAUCGAUGGCUUUGCCAUCGCUAGCUUUGCCAGUCUUGAGGCCUUGCAGAAGGAUGCAUCUCUUCAGCCCCCAGAGCGACUGGAACAUCGGCUGAAGCAUUCUGGGAAACGGAAGAGGGGGGGCUCCAGUGGGGCCACUGGGGAGCCAGGGGACAGCUCAGAACGUGAGCCUGGCCGGCCCCCUGGGGAUAGGCCCCGCAAAUGGCCCAAUAAGCGAAGACGGAAAGAGGCCUUCUCCCGUCACUCUGUGGAAGCUGGAUAUAUAUGUGACGCAGAAAGUGAUCUGGAUGAGAGGGUCUCCGAUGAUGACCUCGACCCUUCCUUUACUGUCUCGACCAGCAAAGCCUCGGGUCCUCAUGGCACCUUCAAUGGGAACUGUGAAGCAAAACUGUCUGUGGUCCCUAAAGUGUCGGGCCUGGAGCGGAGCCAAGAGCAGCCCCCAGGGCCCGACCCGCUGCUAGUGCCUUUCCCCCCAAAGGAACCACCACCUCCACCGGCCCCUCGGCCUCCUGUCUCAUCCCCUACACCCUUACCAGCUACCCCCAGUCUGCCACCCCCACCCCAGCCCCAGCUGCAGCUUCGGGUCUCACCCUUCGGCCUCCGGACUUCUCCCUAUGGCAGCAGCCUGGACCUCAGCACUGGCAGCUCUUCACGGCCGCCCCCCAAGGCCCCGGCCCCUCCCGUGGCUCAGCCUCCCCCCUCAUCAUCCUCUUCGUCCUCCUCCUCCUCAUCUGCCUCCUCCUCGUCCGCGCAGCUCACCCACCGGCCCCCGACGCCCUCACUGCCCCUGCCUCUAUCCACCCACAGCUUUCCUCCCCAUGGGUUGCGCCCACCACCACCACCCCACCACCCCUCCUUGGUCUCCCCUGGCCCCACCCUGCCCCCACCCCCACCUCUGCUGCAGGUGCCAGGGCACCCUGGGGCCUCAGCCGCUAACGCCCUUUCUGAGCAGGACCUGAUCGGCCAGGACCUGAACUCUCGCUACCUGAAUGCCCAGGGUGGCCCUGAGGUGGUGGGGGCAGGGGGCUCGGCCCGGCCCCUGGCCUUCCAGUUCCACCAGCACAACCACCAGCACCAGCACACCCACCAGCACACCCACCAGCACUUCACCCCUUACCCCCCGGGCCUGCUGCCUCCCCACGGCCAUAUGUUUGAGAAAUACCCAGGAAAGAUGGAAGGCCUUUUCCGACAUAAUCCGUACAUGGCCUUCCCUCCCGCUGUGCCCGGGCUCCCUCCCGGUCUCCCGCCAGCUGUCUCCUUUGGCUCCCUGCAGGGGGCGUUCCAGCCCAAGAACACGAACCCUGAGCUGCCACCACGACUGGGGCCAGUGCUGAGCGGGCUCCCCCAGAAGGGAACACAGAUCCCUGAUCAUUUCCGGCCACCUUUGAGGAAACCAGGAAAGUGGUGUGCCAUGCACGUGCGUGUGGCUUACAUGAUCCUGAGACACCAGGAAAAGAUGAAGGGUGACUCCCACAAGCUUGACUUUCGGAACGACCUCUUGCCCUGCCUUCCGGGGCCCUAUGGGGCCCUGCCCCCUGGGCAGGAGCUCUCCCACCCGGCCUCCCUCUUCACUGCGACUGGAGCCGUCCAUGCUGCAGCCAAUCCUUUCACAACAGCUCCCGGGGCCCAUGGACCCUUCCUGAGCCCCAGCACCCACAUUGAUCCCUUUGGGCGUCCCACAAGCUUUGCCUCAUUGGCUGCCCUUUCCAACGGGGCCUUUGGAGGCCUGGGCAGCCCCACAUUCAACUCCAGCGCCGUCUUUGCCCAGAAAGAAAGCCCAGGAGCCCCACCAGCCUUUGCCUCCCCACCAGACCCAUGGGGCCGCCUGCACCGCAGUCCUCUUGCCUUUCCUGCUUGGGUCCGACCCCCUGAAACUGCACGGACACCAGGCUCAGACAAGGAGCGACCUGUGGAGCGAAGAGAGCCCUCUGUCACCAAGGAGGAGAAAGACAGGGACCUCCCUUUCUCACGGCCCCAGCUGCGAGUUUCUCCUGCUACUCCUAAGGCCAGGGCUGGCGAGGAAGGAGCCCGUCCAGCCAAGGAGUCUGUGCGGGUAAAGGAAGAGCGGAAAGAAGAGGCUGCUGCCGCCGCCGCUGCUGCUGCCGCUGCUGCAGCUGCUGCUGCUGCUGCUGCCGCCGCCGCUGCUGCAACCACUGGGCCUCAGGGCCUUCACUUGCUUUUGGAGAGGCCCCGGCCACCCCCUUUUCUUGGCCCUAGUCUGCCAGAGCGCUGUGCAGGCUUCUCAGAGCCAGCCUGGUUGGCAGGGCCCCCACGCCUGACCAGGCCACCACGCUUCUAUGAGGCAGGUGAGGAGUUGACUGGACCAGGGGCCAUGGCCGCUGCCCGCCUCUAUAGUCUAGACCCUGCUCAUCCCCUGCUCUACAGCCGUUUGGCUCCUCCACCACCACCUACUGCAACUCCAGGAACCCCUCACCUUCUCAGCAAGACCCCACCAGGAGCCCUUUUGGGAGCACCACCACCUCUUGUGCCCGCUCCCCGGCCCAGUUCCCCACCUAGGGCCCCUGGCCCAGCCCGGGCUGACAGGUGAGGAGAGGUGAGGGGCAGGGGCAAAGCUCCACCCCCUUUCCCCAUUCCUUGUGACAAAGUCCUAGGGCUGAAGUUUUUAAGCCAGGGUUGGUAGGCAAAGGUCACAAUCUCAUGGCCAUCUCUGAAGUCAUGGACCUGGGAAUAGAAUCCCCAACCCACACACACACACAAGGUCAAGUAUCUCGUGGACUCUGGGGUCACUGGGAGGACAGAGGUCAUAAGCCUCUAGAAAGAAGUGUGUGUGUGAGUGUGAAUGUGUGAGUGCGCACACGCGUGCACAUGAGGGGGAUAUUUCAGAGGUUAUGGCUCAUGACCUUAGGUGCACCAUGCCCCCUCUAAGGGCCUCUAGGCCCUUGGCCUGCCUCCCCAAGGGCUCACUAAGCCAGAGGCCAAAGUGCCCCCCUCCCCCUCACCUAACACCCAAGUUCUCAUGCCCUCUUAGGGCUGAAGAAAGAGGAACUAAAGGAAAAGGGGUUCCAUGUACAUAUUUAUCACCCCUUCCACAAAUCUCCCCAGACCUUUUGUACAUUUUUACAGGGGUGCCCCUCCCAACAAUCCCCUUCCUGGUUAAUUAAAUCCUCAGACUGGUGCUGUGUUCCUAGCCUCUGGCCUCUCUGUAGGGGGAGGGUGUCCCAGGGGAAGAGCCUGGAGGGGACAGGCAGGAACCCAGGGCUUGACCCUGGGUGUGUGGGGUUCAUCAGGAGGUAGACCAACAGGGAAAGGGACCUAGAAUCUAGGCUGGAGGGAAGGGCAAACACUAUUUAGCUGUCAGCCCAGGUUCCCCCAGACUUGUUCUAUUAAUUCUAUGUGGCCCACUACUCUAAAAGUCUCAGCCUUCGAGCCUCAGACUCCUCUUAAUGGUUAAGUUCCCACCACUACCCUAUUUCCAAGUGCCCUCAGGACUCCUGGGCCCUGUUCCACAGAACCCUGUCCCAAACUAAGGGAGAGGUGGCCAGAGAAGGUCACCAUGAAACACACACCAAAGAAGGGGGUUGGUUCAGGGGUGGGCAACACAGGCAGCUUCUUCAGCAGCCUCCCAGCAGCAGCCCCAGCCUUCCCAAAGCAGCAGCACCUCCAGGCUGGGGCCUAACUAGAAGGCAGGGCUCAGUUUAACAAGACCGGAACUUUGACUUUUUCCCCAGUGGGGCUUAUUCUGUAACAUGACUUGCGAAUAUUUAUAUAAAAAUGAGUGUUACAAUGAGA